UGCUCGCGUCGGAUGGAUUUCAGUCAACAGCUUACCCUCCGAGUAGGUGCGCGCGAGUAGUGAGCUUAAAUUUGAAACACGACCCCACCACCUACAAACGCAUCACAUUUGCUCGAGCAAAUCUGGAUUAACCAAACGACCCAACCAAGCUUGUGGCACGAUGGCCGAUGUGACCGAUGUGCUGGAAGGAAGCACCCCUACGAUGGACGAGUUCGCAGGCGAUGCAAGUAGGCUACUGCUGACGGAGAGUACAACACGGUCGCCAGGACCAAGCGUUGAAGACAUCAGCCGUUCGCUGCAACGCUUCAACUGGCCCGACUAUGUAGUAUUUGUGCUGAUGCUGAUCAGUUGUAUGGUGAUUGGUGUGUUUUUCGGCUACAAGGAUCACCAGAAGCACAAGCGCCAGAAGCAUGCACGACGUGGGUCGGAAGCGCUCGACUAUCUGGUCGGUGGGCGUAAGAUGAAGAUCAUACCCGUGUCGGUGUCGCUGGUGGCGAGCUGGAUCUCGGGCAUCUCGCUGCUAGGGACGUCGACGGAAAUCUACGUUUAUGGUGUGCAGUACUGCUACAUUGUGAGUGCCGUAGUGCUGAUGGGGCUGAUGAUGAACUACAUCUUUCUGCCCGUGUUUCACGAUCUGCAAAUAACGUCCGCGUACGAGUACUUACAAAUGAGAUUCGACAAACGGAUGAGGCUAGUCGGUUCCAUACUGUUUACGUUGGCCAGUAUUUUGUGGCUGCCUAUAGUGAUCUAUGUGCCAGCACUUGCGUUUAAUCAAGUCUCUGGUGUAAACAUUCACGUGAUCACUCCUAUCGUUUGCUUGGUGUGCAUCUUCUACACAAGCCUGGGUGGAUUGAAGGCAGUCGUAUGGACGGAUGUUAUUCAAACCGGCAUCAUGGUCGGUGCAAUGAUUAUAGUGAUCGUCAAAGGCACAGCAGACGUCGGUGGGCUCAGCGUGGUGAUCGAGAGGAACUCUGCCGGUGGAAGAUUUGAAGGCCCCGAUUUCAAUCUAGAUCCAACGGCGCGCAACACCUUCUGGACGCUGCUGAUCGGUGGUACCUUCUUCUGGACGUCGACGAACUCGAUCAACCAGAACAUGAUGCAGCGCUACCUGUCGCUACCUUCGCUAGGAUCUGCCCGUAAGGCACUGGUGCUGUUCCUCGUCGGUACGACCACCCUGCUGGCCAUGUGCUGCUACAACGGACUGCUUAUCUUUGCGAUGUACCACGACUGCGAUCCCCUAUCGACUGGAUUGGCAAAGGCGAAGGAUCAGCUAGUGCCACUGUUGGUGAUGGAGGUGCUUGGUGAAUAUCCGGGCCUGGCCGGUUUGUUCGUGGCCGGUAUAUUCAGUGCUGCGCUGAGCUCCCUCUCCACCGCACUCAAUUCGCUGUCCGCCAUUGUGCUGGAGGAUUUCUGCAAACCGUUCGUGUCGAAGCCGCUGACGGAAACGCAAACGCGCUACAUUAUGCGCUUUACCGUGCUGGCGUUUGGUGCACUGGCCGUUAUGAUGGUGAUCGUUGUGGAGAAGAUGGGUGCCGUACUGCAGCUGUCGAUGAGCUUGGGUCCGGUCACGCUCGGACCACUGUUUGGGCUGUUCCUGAUGGGUUUCUUCUUCCCGCGCAUUAAUGGCAGUUGUGCCAUCUUGGGAACAACGGCAGGACUAGUGCUGAUGUCGUACAUUGUGAUACGGUCACAAAUAUCGAUCGCGCUGAAGGAAAUUGUGUUCGCCGAGAAGCCGGUCACCGUGGAAGGCUGUCUGUACGAGUUUACGCCGAAAAAUGGUACGCUCUUUGAAGCGGACUCAACGCCCGGGGAGAAGUCACUGCAUCACGUGUCCUUCCUCUACUACACCAUGAUCGGCUCGGUAGUGCCGACGAUUGUGGGGUAUUUGGCCUCGUUCGUUUUACCGCGCUCGAAAACCGACGACAUUGAUCCGCUGCUGUUGGCACCGUUUCUGCGCCGUUUCUACCGCGCCCGGGACACUAAGGCUAAUCACAUGACAGAGGUGUUGCACGAGUUCGAAACCAAAGACAUACAGCUGUAAGACGGCUGGGCGGCUGCAUCUGUGACGGCAGCACGUGGUACAAAGCCGAGCGCCACUAUCUUUGUACAGUAAUUGUUCGGAUUAGAGUAUUAAUGGAAGGAAAGCAUGGGAUGUAGUCUGUAGCACAAUGAGGGGAGUAUGGGCAAUGACCUGAAAUUAAGAAAUAAAAACAUUCCACCAAAGA
Anopheles merus is the source of this 2225-nucleotide messenger RNA. Its product is annotated as sodium-coupled monocarboxylate transporter 1-like. Gene Ontology annotation, cellular component: membrane. The record is from RefSeq and is a predicted model, not a curated record. The transcript is spliced from 7 exons. Gene Ontology annotation, molecular function: symporter activity. The coding region runs from base 161 to 2041 and encodes 626 amino acids. Gene Ontology annotation, biological process: sodium ion transport; transmembrane transport. Lineage: Eukaryota; Metazoa; Arthropoda; Insecta; Diptera; Culicidae.